CCUCCAAAUAACCCUUUUGUGGUUGGUACAAUAUUUGGUACGUUUGCUCUCUAUGCAUCAUCGCAGCUCAACACCAUAGAAGUUCGUCCUCCUUUUCGUCCAUCCUCUUCUUCCACAUUCCCUCUUUCCCCCCCCCUUUUUUUUUCUCUGCUCCUCCCUCUCUCCCCAUCCAUGGCCAACCCUACCCACCCCUCGGCCGAAAAGUCAAACAUGGCGGCCAUUCCCAGACGGGGUCCACCGCCGCCACAACCCCUCGACCUACCUGCCCUGACCGAGCUGCGUGGGAAGCGUGUCGUGCUGGCCUCGGCCUCCCCCCGCCGCAAGUUCUUGCUGGGCCUUCUCGGUCUAACCAACGUCGAAGUCAUCCCCUCCAAUUUCGCCGAAGAUCUGCCCAAGACGCUGGCCCCACACGAAUACGUACAGCGCACCGCCUCUGAGAAGGCUGUAGAGGUGUACAAGCGCGAGGUCGACAAUGGCGACUUGGGUAUUGUCAUUGCUGCUGAUACUGUCAUCAUCAGCCAUACUGGCCAGAUCAUGGAGAAGCCGCGAAACCCUCAGCACCAUCUCGAGAUGCUGAAGAAAUUGAGAGACGAAGGCACUCAUCAGGUCGCGACCGCUGUAGUCGUUAUGAGACCUCUAGUGAAUCCGGUCGAUCCUGGCUACCGCAUGGAGAGCCGAGUUGAGUCGACCACCGUCAAGUUUGACCCCAAACUGACGGAUGACAUAAUAUCUGCAUAUGUAAAAACCCGUGACGGCAACGACAAGGCCGGCGGGUAUGGUCUUCAAACUGCGGGCUCCAUCCUCAUUGAGCGUAUAGAAGGCUCCCAUGACAACGUCAUUGGCCUGCCUCUGCGUGUUACCCUCCAACUUAUCGAGCUGUGCAUGGAACCCGACGUAGACAUGGACGACGAGGACGAUGAUAUGGACAACGUGUUUGAAGGUGCUAUAUAAAUGAGAAGAAGCGCAGUGUGGAAAAGGCAGCUCAAGGUCGCCUUCCCCGCGCAGUAGUACACGCCAUACACUGGGCGUUCGUGUUUGUUCGCAUCGACGCAGAGCUACCCAGGGUUAUGAUCCAAUGCCACACAGGUUCUCUUUUCCACGGAACAUGCUAAUGACCUCUAGCUAGCUUGUUGCUUGCCCUGCCUUCCACCCAUGUCGCCUGCAAGAGGAGAAACGCGGAUACCGACAGCUGCUGCGUAAACACAAUCACAGUCCAGGCAGAUGACUGACGGGUCAAUGUGCCUCUGUCAUAUGGACGAGGAACUUUGAGGAACCGAAAAAUUCACAAUUCAAUCCCAUUGAACAACGUACGCUCGGAUACCUGCAAACAUGCCCCACAAGUGAAUGGGAGAAGAAGCAUUCUGAUUGCUCGGAUGACUUCUGCUCAUUUAGUCACACCUUCCUGUAAUGAGAGUAGACGACGUUCGAGAAGAUCCAUUAUCAACAUCCCAAUAUGUCGCCCUAUAGUGAUACGUUCCGUA
Molecule: messenger RNA, 1481 nt
Organism: Periconia digitata
Lineage: Eukaryota; Fungi; Ascomycota; Dothideomycetes; Pleosporales; Periconiaceae
Source: the annotation of a GenBank genome assembly